GUGAUGUCAUGCUCUGAUAGUGUCUGGUGCUGAUGCUGCUGCAGCUUCAGUCUGAGCAGAGACAGAUCCACGGCUGCAGGAGCAGACUCUACCUCACCACAGUGUCUUCAUCACCCGUGGACGGCAGCGCUACAAUGACUCUGACAGCGUACACACAGAAGGUGCGGGAGCUCCCCCUGGUGUCUCUGUUCUGCUCCUGCAUCCUCCGUCAGCAUCAGGACCACGACCACGACGACGACAACAAGGAAGGUGUGGUCGACCUGAACCUGUGUAGCAUCCGUGACAUGGAGGUGAUUGAGCUGAGUAAGAGGGCAAGCGGUCAGGCCUUUGAGGUCAUCCUGAAGCCGCCAACCUUCGACGGCGCCCCUGAGCUGAAGGCGACCACCCCCCCCCGGCAGAAACCAUCCCUGGAGGAGAUCCAGAAGAAACUGGACGCCGCCCACGAGAGGAGGAAGUGUCAGGAGGCGGAGCUACUGAAACACCUGGCUGAGAGGAGGGAACAUGAACGCGAAGUCGCCCAGAAAGCUUUGACCAAAGAGCGUCAGGAGCAGCGGCAGAUGCACCUGAACGCCUCACAGGAGUGGAUGCACCUGAACGCCUCACAGGGGCGGAUGCACCUGAACACCUCGCAGGAGCGGAUGCACCUGAACACCUCACAGGAGGAGGACAAGACCAGCAUGGAGGUGUCCUGAUGGCCUGAUCACAACACAAGCUGAACUUUCUUUGGAAGCCAUUUUGGAGGCUGAGCUGAGAGCCAGUUCUGCUCAGACUGGGUCGAGGCCUGGAAGAGGUGGAGCCGUGGAUGUCCUCCACCGGGACUCUGAAUGAGAUGGACUCUAUGGAGGACCAGCUCUGUACCUGAAGGACUCAUCAUCCAAUGGGGAACAGGGGUUUACUGUGCUUUGUUGCCAUGCCAACAGUGCCAACGUGUCCAUGUAUGUGUGUGUGAAGAUGCUGAGGACUGAGAUCAGAACCACCAAAGACAUGUCACACCAUCAUCCUGGAGGAAAACCACCAUCUGGACUUCCAGAUCCAAAUCCAGAUCCAGGUCCAGGUUCAGAUCCAGA
Molecule: messenger RNA, 1067 nt
Organism: Sphaeramia orbicularis (orbiculate cardinalfish)
Lineage: Eukaryota; Metazoa; Chordata; Actinopteri; Kurtiformes; Apogonidae
Product: stathmin-4-like
Exons: 7
Coding region: 33-692 (219 amino acids)
Biological process (GO): neuron projection development; regulation of microtubule polymerization or depolymerization; microtubule depolymerization
Cellular component (GO): neuron projection; cytoplasm
Molecular function (GO): tubulin binding
Source: RefSeq, a predicted model, not a curated record